This is a messenger RNA of Debaryomyces fabryi, 1203 nucleotides long. Its product is annotated as S8 family peptidase. The transcript has a single exon. NCBI's taxonomy places the organism in Eukaryota, Fungi, Ascomycota, Pichiomycetes, Serinales, Debaryomycetaceae. Gene Ontology annotation, biological process: proteolysis. Gene Ontology annotation, molecular function: serine-type endopeptidase activity. Bases 1 to 1203 code for a protein of 400 amino acids. The record is from RefSeq and is a predicted model, not a curated record.
AUGCUUCUAGUAAAGUACUUUUUCUUUGUCGCCUUAUGUUACAACUCGAUAUUUAUUGCAGCUGUUCCUUACCUUGUUUCGUUAAAAUCAACCGAAACAUUAGAUACAUUUUUUAAAUAUGACGUCAAUUAUCCUCUGAGUCAAAGAGUGAAAGCUUUAAUUAACAACUCCUUUGCAAUAGGAAACUUUACAGGUUUCUCGGGUGAUUUUUCUAAGGCUGUAUUAGAUAGAUUAAAAAAAUGUCCUUUGGUCGCUGAUUUAACGCCUGAUAUAAUCAUAAACGCUUUCGAUGUAGGCGUUCAAACAAAUUCCCCCAGACAUUUAGCUAGACUAUCCCAAAAGGAAAAGCUAACGGGAAACAAAUUUAGCUAUUAUUACGAUACAUCUUGUACAGGUAAUGGGGUGAAUGCUUAUGUGCUUGAUUCGGGAGUUAUGAUUGAUCACCCCGAGUUUCAAGGAAGGGCCUCCAAAGGCAAGGAUUUCACCAAAGAAGGAUUUGGGGACACAAAUGGUCAUGGAACGCAUGUAUCUGGAAUUAUAGGAUCCAAAUCAUACGGUGUAUCUAAAGAUGUUAACAUUAUUGAAAUUAAAGCUUUGGACAAGAGUGGCGCUGGCUCAUUGAGUACUAUAAUAGCAGCGAUUGAAUUUGCAGUCAACCACAGAAAAAUCAGUGGAAAGCCUGGCGUUGCCAAUCUUUCUUUGGGAGCAACGAAAAAUGCAGUUUUAAACAGAGCCGUUGAUGCAGCCUUUGAUACAGGUUUGGUGAUGGUGGUAGCAGCGGGAAAUUCCAAUAUUAAUGCAUGCAUUACAAGCCCAGCUAGUGCAUCAUCUGCUAUUACAGUAGGAGCUAUAGAUGAUAAAACGGAUGGAUUAGCAACAUUUUCUAACUGGGGAGAGUGUGUUGAUGUAUUUGCAAGUGGAACAUUUGUAGAAAGCGUUAACACUAAAGACCACCGUUAUCCGCAGGUGCUUUCAGGCACAUCGAUGUCGGCUCCAAUAGUUACUGGACUAGUAUCAAACUUAUUGAGUAAAGGAAUUUCACCUUACGAUAUAAAGGACCAUAUAAUUGAGAUGGCAUCUAAGCAUAAAAUCAAUAAAGCAUCAAUGUUCUUGCGGAGAAAAACCCCCAAUAGGAUAGCCUACAAUCAAGUGUUCCAAGAUUCAGAUUCAGAUGCUGAAUCAGACUCAGAAGCAGAAGAGUAA